GAAAACUCUUCGCUUUUAACCUGGUUUUCUUUGAAGAAACAGUUCAGGCAGUUUCAUGUCCUCACAAGGAUUUAUAAGAUAAAUUAAAGAUGGAUUUUCAAAAUGUUUUGCCCGGCACACCACAUCCUCCACAACAAGAUGAGCAAGAUGAGAAGGUAGAACCUAAAUCCCCUCCAGAAACAAAGCCUCCGGAAUUCACAGUACCACCUGGUUUGGAACAUUUGAGCAAGGUACAACAUGUCAUAAUUCAUCAGCAAGUGGAGCUCUUAGGAGUUUUUCUUGGAACUGAGAAGAGCAACAAGUAUGAAAUAAAGGACAGAUUUGGGCAAAGACUUUAUUUCGCCAAAGAGGAAAAUAUCUACCUUAAUAAAAACUUCUGUGGGCCAGUGAGGCCUUUUACCAUCCGGAUUUGUAAUAACAGAGGACAGAACGUAAUCACUGUUAUUAGACCCUUAAGGUGCAUUAGUUGCUGUUUUCCCUGCUAUUUGCAAGAGUUAGAAAUACAGGCUCCACCUGAUUCAACUGUUGCUUUCCUAGUCCAGAAAUGGGAUCCCCUCGUGCCAAAGUUCACAGUCCAAAAUGAAAACAAGGAAGAUGUACUGAAUAUUGUUGGCCCAUAUUUCACAUUCAGCUGUCUAGGAGAUGUGGAUUUUGAGGUGAAAACUCCAAGUGAAAAUUUAACAGUUGGAUUGAUUUCAAAGUACUGGUCAGGUUUUGUUAAUGACGUUUUUACCAAUGCGGAUAAUUUUGGAAUUCACUUUCCGGUUAACCUUGAUGUGAAAAUGAAAGCUGCUUUGAUUGGCACCUGUUUUCUUAUUGAUCUUAUGUAUUUCGAGCAAUCUUCAGACAGAUUCUAAGGACGGUAAACAUUAUCAGCUCCUUCAAAUUGAUACUUCAAAUGAAUGGAAUCCAAUGCAUUACAUGUAAAUAUACAUAAUUUGUGUCAUUGAAAUACACAGUA
Molecule: messenger RNA, 961 nt
Organism: Pelobates fuscus (common spadefoot toad)
Lineage: Eukaryota; Metazoa; Chordata; Amphibia; Anura; Pelobatidae
Product: phospholipid scramblase family member 5-like
Exons: 7
Coding region: 90-857 (255 amino acids)
Biological process (GO): plasma membrane phospholipid scrambling
Cellular component (GO): plasma membrane
Molecular function (GO): phospholipid scramblase activity
Source: RefSeq, a predicted model, not a curated record